UUGUAUUUAUACGGGUAUGAUAUUUCCAAUCUACUUACGAUUUACUUUUAAUUGAAUUUCUAUUUGUUUCUUGUUUUCUUAUUAACCAGUUUGACUUCGAUUUAUUUUUUAAACAAACAUUGGUAUUCAAGUGUAAAAGUUAUUACCGUGUUUUUUUAUUUUAAUUUACAACAGUCUAAACAGUGUUAUCAGUUAACUGUAAAUUUGAAAAACUAUAUCCAUAUAAUGCAAGGUGGAUUUAGAUAAUUCCACCUUGAUAUAAUGCCUACAUAGUACAUAAUAUAAUAAAUAAUAACGUCCAUCUCAUUAAUCGUUUUAUUUAAAAUCUAAUCUAAUUGCUGCGCUCUAAUUAUCUUUUUUAAAUAUAGAACACCCUUUCACUAGAUUACUACUAGAUCUAGUACUCGCUAGAUGCAAUAAAAAGAAGAAUAUAAAAUGAAAAAGUGACACGAAUAAAUUUUUGUUUACAGUCAAAAUAAUACGAAAAUUUCACUUACACAUUGCAAGUAUGGCGUUUGGAAUUGUCGACUAUAUUGUUUUCGGAACAAUGUUAUCGAUAUCUGCAUCAAUUGGAGUGUAUUAUAGAUUUACGGGUGGCAAGCAGAAAACAACUCAGGAGUACAUGUUAGGAAACAAAAAUCAAAGUUUAAUUCCCGUUGCAUUUUCUCUAAUGGCCAGUUUUAUGUCUGCAAUUUCAUUGUUUGGAGGAAGUGCGGAAAAUUAUAGCCGUGGAACUCAAUUUGCAGCAAUCAACAUAGGUUAUAUCCUAGGAACACCAAUAAUUGCAUAUAUCUUUUUACCUGUAUUCUUCAAACUAGGAAAUCUGUCAGUUUACGAAUAUUUGGAGAAACGUUUUGGGAAGUUGACAAGAAUUGUUACAUCGUUAGCAUUUAGUGUACAAAUGAUACUUUAUAUGUCAAUCGUAUUGUACGCUCCAGCUUUAGCUUUGGAAGCCGUCACCGGACUUUCUCAAGUAUUAUCUAUUUUACUAGUUGGACUAGUUUGUGUGUUCUACUCAACUAUCGGAGGAAUUAAAGCUGUUAUCAUAACUGACUUAUUUCAAUCACUUCUCAUGUUUGCUUCUAUUUAUGCUGUGAUUGGAGUCGCUAUGUAUGAAACUGGCGGUAUAUCAGAAAUUUGGAGAAUCGCUAAAGAAAACGAUCGUAUUGAAUUCACAAAUUUUAAUAUAGAUCCGACGGAAAGGCAUAGCGUGUUCAGCUUAGUUUUUGGAGGAAUGUUUACAUAUUUAUCGUUGUACGCAAUUAAUCAAACUCAAGUUCAAAGAUAUCUAACAAUGAAAGAUUAUCGUACUGCAGUAAAAUCUUUGUGGAUCAGCCUUCCAAUACUGUCGUUGUUAUCUCUUUCAACGUGCUUUUCAGGCUUAGCUAUUUAUUCCAAAUAUUACAAAUGUGACCCGGUCAAGUCCGGUCGCAUAGCUAGUGAAGAUCAAUUGAUGCCGUUAUACGUAUUAGAUACAAUGGGAAAUAUUCCUGGAUUAACGGGAUUAUUUGUUGCGGGUAUAUUCUCUUCGGCUUUGAGUUCUGUGUCGCCAGUACUAAAUUCUCUGGCUGCUGUCACGAUGGAAGAUUAUAUUAAGCCAUUGCAAAGACGUGAAAUAUCUGACACAAAGAAAGUUUAUUGUAUGAAAAUAAUAGUUCUUUGUUAUGGCGGUGUUUGCAUUCUAUUAGCUUUCUUAGCUAAGUACUUUGGCUCUAUCCUUCAAACGUCUUUGAUUAUACUUGGCGUAAUUGGAGGUCCUGUUUUGGCGGUAUUUACACUCGGAGUUUUAGUACCAUGUGUCAAUCAAAACGGUGCAUUAUCAGGUCUUAUAAUAGGCUUGAUAUUUUCAUUUGUCCUUGGAUUCGGAGGACCUAAACCUGUUAUCAAAAACUUGCCUACAUCAACAAAUUCAUGCACAGUAUUAAAUGAAACUAUUUUUAGGCAACAUUCAUUAUUUAAAGAGCCAGAAGAUGGUUAUAUAUAUUUGUAUAGGAUAAGUUACUUGUAUUAUAUAAUCUUGGGCUUCAUUAUGACAUUUAUAGUUGGCCUAAUAGUGAGUGCGAUUUUCCGCAAUUCCAAGUCUGUUAACAAUCCAGACUUAUUUACGCCAUUUAUAGCUAAGAAACUAAAUAAACGCGGAUUGUUUUUCAAGGAAAACUCAAUAAUUAUGAAAUUAAGACAAAAUGAAGAUAUUUCUAGAGGUUCAAUUACUGGAAGCCAAAAUUUUUAAUAUAAUGUCAAUAUGUUUUCAUAUUUUGUAUAAUGUAUGUUAUGUUUGUUCUUACGUUCAAGUUAAUCUAUUAAGUUAAAUUAUUUAUUAAGUAGUUAUAAAGUUGUUUUAAUUUUGUUAUAGUUUAUUAUUUUUAUUAUAGAUUUUUAUGUUUAAUAUGACAAUAUUAUACUUCAAAUGUUGUGGGUAUAUAAAAUAAUAGUUAUUGUGUUUUGCCAAUCGAUUUUUUAAUAGGGAAAUAAUUUUUAAAACUAUAAAUUAAUACUAAAUGUAUACACGUGUUAUCUACUUAAAUGUUAAAAUAAUAUCCAAUGUGUGUGUUGAAUACCAAUAAAUUUGUGUAAAUAAUAUGA
Adelges cooleyi (spruce gall adelgid) is the source of this 2583-nucleotide messenger RNA. RefSeq names its product putative sodium-dependent multivitamin transporter. The record is from RefSeq and is a predicted model, not a curated record. The transcript has 11 exons. Gene Ontology annotation, molecular function: symporter activity. NCBI's taxonomy places the organism in Eukaryota, Metazoa, Arthropoda, Insecta, Hemiptera, Adelgidae. Gene Ontology annotation, cellular component: membrane. Gene Ontology annotation, biological process: sodium ion transport; transmembrane transport. The coding region runs from base 509 to 2230 and encodes 573 amino acids.